UUAUGUUUCCUUGUUUAGCCUCCAUUAUAUUGGUAUGAGAGAGACCUAACCCCUAAAUUAUUUUCAUUUUUUCGUCUUCGCUAUAACUUCUAAGCAAAGAAGCAUAGUGAAAAUACACAAGUCAUAUUCAACUGAUAUUAAUUUUACCGAUAUCUCAUUCUGAUCUAAAUAUUUUUCAUUCAAACCAAAACAUGUGUUUAAAGGUUUGUAUUACCAUCCUUCGUUUUUUUUCUUCUUGUUCUGUUAAAGUAGCAUUCAUAUUAAAAUCCGUAUAAUGCAUAUCGAAAAAAAACAAAAAUUCGGUUGAAAAAUUUAAAGAGAUCUAAUGGUCGGUCCCGUAAGCGAACGUUGGAUUUGGCAACAAUUGAACAUGGCGAAGCGCUUUGCAAUUUGCAUUCACCUGUGAAAUGAUAUCCACAUGAUAACAUAAGAAAGAUCGAACGGUUUACGAAUAUUCGAGAUCACAUUGUAAACUCUCGACUGUUGAUCGUGACCCUCCUAAUUAAACGUCGUUUAAAACGGAGAACGUGGGAAGCGUCCGUCAAAGAAGAGGAAGAAGUACAUGUGAUGUGACAUGAACAUGAAGAUUAGUAUUGAUUAGUCACCCUUCGAUUCCAAAUCUGAAUUCAACAUUAUAUUUACAGGGAGUUCUUUUGUGGAAAGUUCCUCAUUCGUGCUUUAUUUCAUCAACUCCGUAUACUGGUACAGUAGUACUCUCUGUUUCUCAUGCUCUUAUUGUCCCAGAAUACAGGUAUGCUAUUUUUUUGUGUGGUUUUUAUAUUCCCUUUUACAAAACUUCUAAAAGUGUACGUAUAUUUUCAGUUAACAGAAAAUUUACUAACUCGAUAUGAUGGCGGGAGAAAUUCAAGAACCGCUUAACCUAAGCCUUCUGGUAAUUUCUUCAACUAUUGUCAAAAUUUUACUACUUUGUCUUCUUAUAGUUUCCAAUAUAUUACACGUUUUAAACAGGCAAGAGUGUUCUUAGGCCUCGAUAUUUUUUAUUUUUUGUUUUUUGUUUCCGUCUGCAUUUAGUGUUAUAUUUUGCGUUUGAAUUAUGCAAAUAUAUGUGUUCUAUGGAGAAACUGAAAAUGUUCUAUUUAUCAAAAUAUAUGUAUAAACAAACACAAACAAGCCUUUUAAUAUGUUUCCUAAUGGGCUGCAGGAGAAUUCUAUUCACUCAGGAUCCGUUUCAUUUGGGAGAUUCGAGAAGGAAUCUUCAUCAUGGGAGAAGUAAUCAUCUUUCUCUCACAAUAGAUAUCUAGAAGAGGCUGAGAGAUUCUCUAAGCCUGGGUCUGUUACUCAGAUGAGAGCUCAUUUCGAGGCUCAUUUUAAGAAAAAAGGAAUCCAACUUCCGAGUUCUGUAGAAGCUCAAACAUGGGGAGAAGUAGCUCAACAUCAUCAACAAACUGCUAGUGAGAAAGAAGGAAAUUUGUGGGAGAGUAUGAGUCAGUGUAGCCACUACAGCUAUGAACUAGACAAGUGUGAUAAAGAAAAGAGCUCAUUCGGCGAUUCUUGUGUGAGUUAUGAGUCUUAUGAUGAUCAUAGUUCUCUUUCUGUUGCUCCGGAGAAGAUUGGAAUUGGUUGCAGUGAGAGAAGUGUAGAGGAUAAAGCAGAAAUGAGUUUUCCCUCUGCAACUGCAUUGAAGUCUUUGAAAAAUGACCGGAAAGCUACUCCUAGUUAUGUGAAAACGACGAAAACUACUACCAAGAAGCAUGUUGUCAUAGCAAAGGGGUCUUCUAGUUGUAAUACUAAAACAAGUUUUGACACUAAGAGAGGAAAGGAAAUGAAGCCGGCCUUGAUUGUUAAAUCCAAUGCAUCUCAAGCUCCAGUAACAAAGAAAACUGAGAGCCUGACUCCUCUAGCUGCAAACAAGUUCAGGUCCAAGAACACUUUUGGUUCUGCUAUGAAAGAGAGAACAGCUACUAAUGGUUUCAGUUCAAGAAGCAGCGAGAGAGUCGAGAAGAGAAAAGAGGAAAAUGUGGAAGCCAUAGUGCUAAAAUCUCUCAACUUCAAAGCAAUACCAGUGCUUAGAAGCAGACUAGCUAGACCUCAGCACACGUCAAUAGGUCAAGAAAAGGUAAGAAAAGAUGCUCAAGCACACUCAUCUAAAGCUAGUAGUAAUCGGUCAUCGGCAAAUGAAGCAGCCAAGAGUAAGCUCAAUAUUAACAAACAGAAGGUGGAUACACAGAGGAGUCUAAGUGAGAUUAGACCAAAUAGCAGGGAUCAGACCGCGAAAAACAACGCAAACGGAAGGAGUUUAGCGGUUAGGCGCUCUGCGGUUGAGGUUGCUUGGUGAGCCAUUCACCGUCUCAACUGUUUCUUUGUGUUUGCGUUUGUGUUUCUAUGUUAUAAUGAUUAUAAUAGUAUACCAUUGAAACACAUCUUAUAUAUAUAAAAUAGUUUUGUGCUCUACUCACAGCCUUCCACGUCAUCAAAGUGGAUAGGGCAUUUCGCGCCACGUGUCACCACACCAGAACAUUUGCGUUUCUUUUUUUUCCAGCCAUUCUCGAAUACACUUAUUUGAACUGGGCUUUUUUACAUAUGAAAAUUAGGCCCUUAGUUAAAGCCUGUAAGAAACCCAUUGGGAAUUAGGUUUCGUCUUCCUCUUGCACCUGCGAUCUGAACGAUGAAAUUCCAGAGACUUCAAGCGCAGUUUCGAUCUUCGUAACGUUUCAACCAUCGAUAAAUAUGUUCUUUAAUGGCGACAAUAAAAUCUCCCCACUUUGUGCUCUUAUUUAAGUUUCUGUUGAUUCUGAAUCAACCAUAGACACUAUAUAUCUAGAUCGUCCAUAACCCAAAGCUACAUCUCAUGGUCAUGGCUUCUUCAAAAUCUUAGAUUACUCAAUAUCUCAAAUAUACGUUUCCAAAUUGGAGAUAUCUCAAGUCCUCUUUUCAGAGUUGCCCAGUCAGUAUUACAACUCCUAAUUUUUUCACAAGCCAUCUUUUUUUUUUCAGUUUCACACCUUAAUUUGCUUUUCUCCACACUGUUUGUUUAUUUCAGCGAUGGCAACUAUCCAAAUUGACAGGUAGAUAACCACUCAACAACCCUGGUUAUGUUUGACCAUUAGUUCGUUUUUGUUACUUGAUUAUGUGUGCAUUUUCUAAAGCAUCUCUCAACUCUGGAACAUGUGUCUUAGUGUGUUUGAUUGCGUUAAAAGUCAGACUCGAUGAAAUUUUUUUUGAUAACGGGUGUGAAGCCAAAAGUCAUCAUUGCAAGUUUGCAACCUACACUAAUCCUAAAUUAGUUGGAGGUCCACAUCUUUUUGUUUUCCUUAAUAAUUUUUAAUAACAACAUCAUACCAGCUUACACACCAACCAAAUAUCUGACUUCAGGUUGUCUAUUACCCAGUGUAAUUUCCAGAACACACUCCUACUUUGAUAUGAAAGCCUGGUCAGCCAGAGUUACCUUAACAAGUAAGAGGCUUCAAACUGGAGAUUUUGGAAUAAUUUUCAUCUCCACUACUCACCGCAGGUCUUGUGGAAGUGGCGUAAGUUGCUCCUAAAAUUCUUCCAAAUAUGGAGGUGUUCAGAUAAUAGAGUCAAUCACACUGGCUGCAUUCUCCACCACAAGUUCGUUUUCUUACAUCUUACAUUGCAUUAACUCUCAGCUGUGUUUUGAAUGUCACUUGCUCUACUCUAAUCAGUAUGCAACUAUAACACCACAGACCGUGGAGUCCCUCUGCACUCCCAAGUUGGUGGCAUUGAGACUACUAACAGAUGGUGCUACAUAUCAUGUUCUAAUUGCUCACAAAAACUACAAUGUAGAUUCACAUCUGCAGGGUGCCGUUACGAGAAUGCUGUUGGGUUGUUUACCUGAAUUACCAUCACUGUGAAAGCUCUCAUGAGGUGGACAAAAGAGGUGGAGAGAACACAAUAGGUUGCCUUUACAAUUGAUGAAGGAAGCACAAUGGACUCAACACCACUACCUUGUCAAACGGAGACAGUGGUAAGCAUUGACAGCAAAGCAAGUGGUGUCACGCGGAAACAGCGACAAUGCAGCAAGAGUAUUAGCUAAUCAUCAUCAUCAAGUGAAAUAAGGGUUUGAUGCCAAAAAAAAGAAGGUGAAAUAAGGGUUUGGGCAUGCUUAGUGUUAGGGUGAGAUGCAAGUCGUGUAACUUCAAUCUCUGUUUCUGGUGGUUUUGUAUUUGUCUAUUUCUAUUAACAAAAAGAAAAAUAACUUUUUAUUAUCAUGGUCUGCAAGUUAGGUACUCCUCCCGUUUAGCCUUAGACUUUGUUUAACAUCAAAUAAAACCCACAUACUUAUUAAUUCUAUUGUUUUUAGUA
Messenger RNA from Brassica napus (rape), 4284 nucleotides. RefSeq names its product protein WVD2-like 7. The coding region runs from base 1304 to 2296 and encodes 330 amino acids. The transcript is spliced from 3 exons. Lineage: Eukaryota; Viridiplantae; Streptophyta; Magnoliopsida; Brassicales; Brassicaceae. The record is from RefSeq and is a predicted model, not a curated record.